AACAUGCUACCGAUUGUUGUUGUGACAAGGAUUCGUCGCUUCUGAUACGCAAGGGAGAAAAAAAUAAUAAAAAUUACGUCAUUGAACUUGGAUAUUAAUAUUAUUUAGCUUAAGUCUGGUAAAUUUGAUAAUCUCAGUUGCAUUUCAAGAUUAGAUUAGAUAAUUAUGACACUGAAUUAGAAUAGAUCUACGAAGUCGGCACCGCAAAAGAAUACAAAACCUGUGUUGUAGAAGAAGAAAAAGUUUUCAAUGUCAGACGGACAGCCGGACAGGUGGGAGUUGUCCGAAUGUAAACAUUGAGGUUCUAAGUUUACGUUACGUCUGGUACCGUUGCAAAGGAAGCAUAGCUGGCGUUCCGAAGGUGUUGCUCUGUCGAUCUUGACCACCGGCCUCGCCACUCCUCAAAGGAUACAUGUUCCACCAGAAGCCAUCUUUCAAUUUCCAUCAGUCAGGACGCUUAGGUGUUGCCCGUUGUGGUGAUUGACGGGAUAACUGUCGUCAACCUGGAAUCUGACAAAUCAACAAAAAGAGAGCUUGUUUGUAUUCAUCUCGGGAUGACGGUCGUGUAAAGGAAUUCUUGAAGAAAGCCACGUGAAGGAAGGAAGCUGAGCGACGGACAUUGAAAAAGUGCAUCCCACAAGCGAACAAGAUGAAGCUGGAACUUUUAAUAUGUGUGCUGGCCGUAGUGAUUAGGGGCAUUGGUGUCCAAGGCUUGGAGAAUGGCUUGGCUCGGACUCCACCAAUGGGGUGGCUGGCUUGGCAGAGAUUCAGAUGCAACACAGAUUGUGUGAAUGAUCCACACAAUUGUAUUAGUGAGGCACUAUUUAUGCAGAUGGCCGACAUUAUUGUAAAUGAGGGUUACAGAGAUCUUGGUUAUAAUUUGGUCUCGCUGGAUGAUUGCUGGUUGGCUCGCACAAGGGACUUGAACGGUAGGCUACAGCCCGACUUCAGCCGAUUUCCGUCCGGAAUAGCAGCUUUGGGAGAUUAUAUGCACAAACGAGGACUGAAGUUUGGCAUUUAUGAAGAUUAUGGUAAUUUUACCUGUGCAGGGUAUCCAGGAAUUUUAGGAUACUUGCAGACUGAUGCUCAGACCUUUGCUGAAUGGGGAGUUGAUUAUGUUAAGUUGGAUGGCUGUUAUUCCCAUCCCACUGACAUGGACCAAGGCUACCCCCUCUUUGGUUUCUACCUGAACCAGACGCUUCGGCCAAUGGUGUAUUCCUGCUCGUGGCCAGUCUACCAGACUUAUUCCGGGAUGACGCCAAAUUACACUUCCAUCAUUCAGACUUGCAACUUGUGGAGAAAUUUUGAUGACAUUCAGGAUUCUUGGGAAUCUGUGCAAAGAAUCAUUGACUAUUAUGGAGAUAACCAAGAUGAAAUAGUUCCCAAUGCUGGGCCUGGUCAUUGGAAUGAUCCAGAUAUG
This is a messenger RNA of Macrobrachium nipponense, 1420 nucleotides long. RefSeq names its product alpha-N-acetylgalactosaminidase-like. The record is from RefSeq and is a predicted model, not a curated record. Gene Ontology annotation, cellular component: cytoplasm. Lineage: Eukaryota; Metazoa; Arthropoda; Malacostraca; Decapoda; Palaemonidae. Gene Ontology annotation, biological process: glycoside catabolic process; oligosaccharide metabolic process. Gene Ontology annotation, molecular function: alpha-galactosidase activity.